GUGGGCUAUGCGCCGGAAGUGGCUCGUAGUUAGUAAAUAAGCGGGGAAAGGCGAGAUAGGCGCUGUCUCCAUCUUGUUGGCUUCGGCUGCGCCUGCGACGUUGUGGAGAUGGGGAGCGUCCUGGGGCUGUGCUCCAUGGCUAGCUGGAUACCAUGCUUGUGUGGCAGUGCCCCGUGUUUGCUGUGCCGGUGCUGUCCUAGUGGAAACAACUCCACUGUAACUAGGUUGAUCUAUGCACUAUUUUUGCUUGUUGGAGUGUGUGUAGCUUGUGUAAUGUUGAUACCGGGAAUGGAAGAACAACUGAAUAAGAUUCCUGGAUUUUGUGAGAAUGAGAAAGGGGUGGUCCCUUGUAAUAUUCUGGUUGGCUAUAAAGCCGUAUACCGUUUGUGCUUUGGCUUGGCAAUGUUCUAUCUUCUCCUGUCCUUACUAAUGAUCAAAGUGAAGAGUAGCAGUGAUCCUCGAGCUGCAGUGCACAAUGGAUUCUGGUUCUUUAAAUUUGCUGCAGCAAUUGCAAUUAUUAUUGGGGCUUUCUUCAUUCCAGAAGGAACUUUUACAACUGUGUGGUUUUACGUAGGAAUGGCAGGUGCCUUUUGCUUCAUUCUCAUACAGCUAGUCUUACUUAUUGAUUUUGCCCAUUCAUGGAAUGAGUCAUGGGUUGAAAAAAUGGAAGAAGGAAACUCAAGAUGUUGGUAUGCAGCUUUGUUAUCAGCUACAGCUCUGAAUUAUCUGCUGUCUUUAGUCGCUGUUGUCCUAUUUUUUGUUUACUAUACUCAUCCAGCCAGUUGUGCAGAAAAUAAAGCAUUCAUCAGUGUCAACAUGCUUCUCUGUCUUGGUGCUUCUGUAAUGUCCAUCCUGCCUAAAAUCCAAGAAUCACAACCAAGAUCUGGUUUGUUACAGUCUUCAGUAAUUACAGUCUACACAAUGUAUCUGACAUGGUCUGCUAUGACCAAUGAACCAGAAACAGACUGCAACCCGAGUCUACUGAGCAUAAUUGGAUACAAUACAACAAGCACUAUCCCAAAGGAUGGGCAGUCUGUACAGUGGUGGCAUGCUCAAGGAAUUAUUGGACUAAUUCUCUUUUUAUUGUGUGUAUUUUAUUCAAGCAUCCGUACUUCAAACAAUAGUCAGGUUAAUAAACUGACUCUAACAAGUGAUGAAUCAACAUUAAUAGAAGAUGGUGGAGCUAGAAGUGAUGGAUCACUGGAGGAAGGAGAUGAUGUUCACCGAGCUGUAGACAACGAAAGAGAUGGUGUCACUUACAGUUACUCCUUCUUUCACUUUAUGCUUUUCCUGGCUUCACUUUAUAUCAUGAUGACCCUUACCAACUGGUACAGGUAUGAACCUUCUCGUGAGAUGAAAAGUCAGUGGACAGCUGUCUGGGUGAAGAUCUCCUCUAGCUGGAUCGGCAUCGUGCUGUAUGUUUGGACACUGGUAGCACCGCUUGUUCUUACAAACCGUGACUUUGACUGAAUGGGACUUCUGGCAUGAGGGUCUCGCUUUGAUCAUCACUUAUUUGAAAUUAACAGUAUUCCCAGCUUUCGUAAAGUUGUGUAUGUGUGUGUUUCCCAUGUAACUUCUCCAGUGUUCUGGCAUGAAUUAGAUUUUACUGCUUGCCGUUUUAUCCGUGGUAGUCUUGCCGAGCGCACUGAUGUGUGUAUUAGAAUGAAUCACAGAGGGUUUUGUGAGUAUGGUGGUUAAGUUAAGAGAAGUGGACGUUGUUACGUUUAUCUUCUGCUCUGUACCUGUAAAAAUAAGAAUAGAAACAACUGCUUAACAGUUUGAUUUUUAAAUUGUUAGAACUUAAGCUGUUUUAGAAAAUGAUAGAAACGUAUGGCUGCCUUUUGAAAUAUUUGAUGCCUUGCCCUACAGGAGACUGCAAAGAAUGUGGCUGUUCUAAAAUUGUAUAAACAAGUCACUUAAAUGCCAAUUUUCUGAAAAAUUUUUUCAGGUUUUUCCCUUCAUAUGAAGAUAAGGAACUUAAUACAGGUAUGGAGUGUUUGACAACAGUGUAUGUAGUUUAUGAUGGAGAUUGAGACACAGUUUUCAAAGAAAGUCAGAGUAUCUGCUGAUGGUGGGUACAAAAUUGAAGACCCAGUAGGUUGUAAUGUUCCCUGGGUAGGGAUGGCCUUCCAUACCUACAUAGUGACCUUCGUUUUUGUCGUGACGAACACAUGCAGAUGUGUUUAGUGCAUUCAGUGGAGGUGUUAGGAACUCUGAAGACUUUAGACAAAAGUUUUGAGAAGGAUAAUCAUGCAUUAGAAAGAGGUUGUUGAGAAUCACUUUGAAAGUGUGUUUUGAAAAUCAGAGUUGGUAAAUUUUUGACAGGACAGGAAGAAACUGCAAAAUUGGCUUCAGUAGAUACUUAGACAAAAUCUAUCCAGUCUUCUCAUUUUAAAAAUGAAGAAGCUGAAGCACAGGCUUAAACAGCUCAGCAGCAGCAAAGCUGGGAAAUCCCAAGUCUGUCAAAGUAACUAGCAUUCUUUCUGGCAUUAAAAAAUAAUUUCUCUUCAAAUACAUGCAUAAUAGAUUUUACACCUUGUGAGUGGUGGAUGAUUUAUGUGGUGUGACUUGCUGGUGUCCAGCAUGCCUUCUGCGUAUAGACUGAGGUCAGGGGAGUGAUGGAGUGCUGUAAACUCCUGCUUACAGUGCACUGUACAGUUCAAAAUGCUUUUGUAUUUGCUGCCAUCUAAUUGAAAUAUAUAGGUUAUUAUAAUCUUUCACCCUGAAAAUCAAGCAGUAUCACUGUUAACUUAGAAACUCUUAGUUACUUGUCAUUAGUAUCUUAGUGAAUAUUAAAAUGUACGUUUACUUUUAAGGUAUUUAUUAUUGUAAAUGAAAUAUAACAAUUCAGUUUAAUUCUCCAACUUUAUUCUGUAUUGAUAUUGUGUUCUGUGAUUUUGAAUGGCUGUGUCCUAUCCUUAAAUAAAAGAAUUCAGAGAAA
Camelus dromedarius (Arabian camel) is the source of this 2941-nucleotide messenger RNA. It is a transcript of the gene SERINC1, whose product is annotated as serine incorporator 1. NCBI's taxonomy places the organism in Eukaryota, Metazoa, Chordata, Mammalia, Artiodactyla, Camelidae. The record is from RefSeq and is a predicted model, not a curated record. The coding region runs from base 109 to 1470 and encodes 453 amino acids. Gene Ontology annotation, cellular component: membrane. The transcript has 10 exons.